GUCACGCCCACCGCGGCCGGGCGGAAACACCCUCCCCGCGACGAAGGAUCCGGGUGUGAGCGAGCAAAGGAGCGGGAGGGGAGUUUAGGCCCAGGAGAGCACCCAGUUUCUGCUGGGUAUAACAGAGCACUCUCUGUCACUACUCUGGCCAUACCGCGGCUCCUCUAUCUGGCCCCGCGAUAGAGAAACAACACAGCUGUCUCUGUGCGCUCUGGAUCAGCGCUUCCUAGAUUUCUAGCCGGAUCGUUUGGGGAAGAGCUCUGCAUCUUAUUUCCGGUGGCGGUGAGGUGCAGUUGCCAUGGUGAUUAGAGAAAGGCCGAGAUCUGUCCGGCUGCGGUGAGGGGAACGCGGAAUCGCCGAAGAGAAUUGGCUGCGCUUCCUUGUUUGUGAGCUAGAAUUAGAAUGGCGAUCAGUCCACGAAGCGAUGCAACUUUCUCCAGUCAGAAAUCAACACCUUCAGAGAGUCCUCGAACAAAGAAAUUUCCGCUAACUGAAGAGGAAAUAUUUUAUAUGAAUUGUAGAGCUGCCUACUUAACUGUCUUCAAAAGCAGCUUGGAAAACAUUAUUUCUAAAGAUCAACUUUACUUGGCUCUUCAGCAUGCAGGAAGAAAUCCAUCCCAAAAGACCAUUAAUAAGUAUUGGACUCCUCAAACUGCCAAACUGAAUUUUGAUGAUUUUUGUAUAAUUUUAAGGAAGGAAAAACCUACUUCAAAAGCAGAACUACUAAAAUCAUUUAAGCAAUUAGAUGUAAAUGAUGAUGGCUGUAUUUUACACACUGACCUUUAUAAAUUUCUAACGAAGAGAGGUGAGAAGAUGACUCGAGAAGAAGUAAAUGCCAUAAUAAAUUUGACUGAUGUAAAUGCUGAUGGCAAAUUUGACUACAUCAAGUUUUGUAAAUUAUAUAUGACAGCCAAUGAGCAAUGUCUCAAGACUACACUAGAAAAACUAGAGGUUGAUAGUAAAAUGAGGCGUCACCAGUUUGGAAACCACAUCGAAGGGUCCCCUGAAAGGGACCCAUCACCAGUACCAAAACCAUCACCUAAAAUCAUAGGAAAAACCGAUCAGGAAACAUUCUCAAACAAAGGUGACACCAGGAGUUCUUUACUGUCAGCAACCAGGAAGUUCAAAACAUCUGUUUCCUUCACAAUUACCAUGGGGGCUAAUGGUAACCGAAACUCAAAGUUAACGGAGCCAAAUUUAAUAAAGGACUGGCAAUACAUGCAAUCAAAAGGUUGCUUUUUCUUAGAAGAAGAUGGUGAAAUCAUUAGCCAUCAGUACAGGAUGCAAAUAGCUCAGAGGUCCAUGGUUUAUCUAACAAUUAAGCCAUUAAAUCUGAGUCAAGUUGAAGGAAAACCAUCCCCUUGGUUAUCCGUUGAUACUGCCUUGUAUAUUCUCAAGGAAAAUGAGAGUCAAGCAAAUCUACAGCUUGUGUGUUUUACCGAACUACGAAAUAGAGAAGUGUUUGGAUGGACUGGUGAACUAGGACCUGGAAUUUACUGGUUAAUUCCUUCCACAACUGGCUGUAGGCUGAGGAAAAAAAUAAACCCAGUAACAGAUGAAGCCCAACUUGUAUACAGAGAUGAAACAGGGAAAUUAUUCCUUACAAAGGAAUUUAAGUCUACUUUAUCAGAUAUAUUUGAAGUAAUUGAUUUAGAUGGAAAUGGUCUUCUUAGCCUUGAAGAAUAUAAUUUUUUUGAAUUGAGAACAAGUGGUGAGAAAUGUGAUGAAGAUGCUUGGGCUGUCUGCAGAGAUAAUUUUGAUACAAAGAGGAAUGAACUAACAAGACAAGGAUUUAUGGAUUUGAAUCUAAUGGAAGCUAAUGAUCGAGAGGGAGAUCCUUGUGACCUUUGGGUAACUCUACACUCUAUGGGCUACAAUAAAGCUCUGGAGUUGACAGAGGCAUGUCCAUUUGUCAUUGAUAUCUAUGCAGAAAAAUGCAAGCCAAAAAUUAAAGCUGUCCAUAUGGAGGCAUGUAGUGGACAACUUGAGAAGGCCAUUUGUAAAUCUGUUCUUAGCAAGGGUGAUGCCAAAGUAAUGGAUGGCUAUGAAAAUAUAAUCGUGCAUACUUACAGUUGUGACACCUGGAUAACGUCAGUUAUUGAAAACAAGUCAGAUGAGAAAGUGAUUAUUCACAUCAACAAUGAGCUAAGUAAAAACUGCGUAAACAACAGAGGACUCAACAUAUUUGCAGUAGAAGUGGGACCCAAAUCUACAAUGGUUUGUCAACAUGUAAUGCCUCUGAAUGAACGACAAGAAUGGAUAUAUUAUUGUAUAUAUUCUCUUAUUUCUUAAAUAAUUAUACUUAGAACUUACCAAACUAAGAAUUAUUUCAGAUUUAGCCUGUUAUUUAUUAAACACUAAAUGCUACUUAAUUUAACUGAUGUACCUAAAUAAUAAUCUAUUCAAUUUAUAUGCAUUUUCAUUUUAUGUCAAUGCUAUGUACCUUAUUAUUAAAAUAUACGUAAUGCUUUCA
Cercocebus atys (sooty mangabey) is the source of this 2473-nucleotide messenger RNA. It is a transcript of the gene EFCAB7, whose product is annotated as EF-hand calcium binding domain 7. Bases 403 to 2292 code for a protein of 629 amino acids. The transcript is spliced from 14 exons. NCBI's taxonomy places the organism in Eukaryota, Metazoa, Chordata, Mammalia, Primates, Cercopithecidae. Gene Ontology annotation, molecular function: calcium ion binding. The record is from RefSeq and is a predicted model, not a curated record.